Messenger RNA from Arachis ipaensis, 2058 nucleotides. RefSeq names its product transducin family protein / WD-40 repeat family protein. The record is from RefSeq and is a predicted model, not a curated record. NCBI's taxonomy places the organism in Eukaryota, Viridiplantae, Streptophyta, Magnoliopsida, Fabales, Fabaceae. Gene Ontology annotation, molecular function: protein binding.
AAUAUUAAUAUUAAUAAUUAGGUAACAUUUUUCGUGCUCUUAGAAAUGUUAGUACUGUUACCGUCUCUUCUUCUCUUCUAUUCUCUUCUCUUCUCAGAGAAAUAGCAUCGUAGUAAUCUCCGAAAAUGGAUAACGGCGAAGAUAACGGCGUUAACGGCGCCGGCGGAACCACUACCAAGGAGGAGCAAGAGGAGGCAUUGGUAGCUCUCAUCGAACACCGUACUCGCGAAGUCAAAAACCUCCGUCACCGCCUCUCCUAUUACAAAUCGCAGCUUGAGGAAGCAGAAAAAAGGCUGCAAGAUUCCGAGACAAAAUUGGCUCGCCUUCGAGGUCAAACUAAUAAUGCUGUGUCAUCUAGAAGUUCCUUAGACAAUGGAAUUAAAACUGUGAAGGUAGAACGUAGAUCAAGCAGUCCAACAGAUAGAAAUGAAGAUUCUUCCAAAAAACACCAUCAAUCCAAACCAGAACUUCUUAUUCCUGCCGUGCAACCAAAAACUUCGCAACCAACACCGCCAAGAUCUUCUACAAAAGCUGCCGUAACUUCUGGUUCUGAAGCAAGUCCAUCAGUUCACAGUUCUGGUUCUAGAGUAAAAUCUGAAAUAUCCCAAAGACCUUCUUCUGAGAAGAAGAGUACUGAAGACAAGGACAGAGGGACCAAAAGGAAGUUUGAGCAAAAAGAACACAAGGAAUUGAUUCCUUUAAUACGCAAAAGUGCUUCACCAAAGUUGGUAUAUUGUCAUACAAGCAACCAUAUCUCAAGUCAACACAAGAGGAAAUUGCGGAGUCUUGCUUAUUGUCCUGUAAAUGAUAAUCUUUUCGUGACCAGUGCUUUGGAUGGAGGGCUCAACUUGUGGCAAAUUCAGGCUAGGGGAUCAUCAGCCUCCCGACUUAGCUCUACUGAUUGUUCAUCCUCAAAGCAGCGGAGAUGGCCGGAAGAUUUAGCCUGGCACCCAGAUGGAAACAGGCUAUUUGCAGUAUACAGCGCCGAUGGGGGAGACUCUCAAGUAUCAGUUAUGAAUCUGAAUAAAGGUCGAGGGGGAGAUCGAGUAAGAUACUUAGAGGACAAGCCGCAUGUUAAGGGUAUUAUCAAUGGCAUUGUUUUUCCUCCCUGGGAAGAUACAUGUUUCCUAACUGGCGGAAGUGACCAUGCUGUUGUGCUUUGGAGCGAACAAGAUGGCGAGAAAUGGAAGCCAAAAGCGUUGCACAGGAAUCUUCAUUCUUCUGCUGUCAUGGGUGUUGCUGGUCUACAUCAUAAACAGAUUGUGUUGUCUGCUGGUGCCGACAAGAGAAUAUUCGGGUUUGAUGUUCGUGCUGGUAGAGCAGAUUACAGGCAUCAAGUUGAUACUAAAUGCAUGAGUGUCCUACCCAAUCCAUGUGACUUCAAUUUAUUCAUGGUUCAAACAGGGACUCAUGAGAAGCAGCUAAGGUUAUAUGAUAUACGACUGAGGCAGACAGAACUUCAUGCUUUCGGAUGGAAGCAAGAAAGUAGCGAUUCUCAAUCGGCUCUGAUAAAUCAAGCUUGGUCUCCUGAUGGACUAUACAUAUCAUCUGGUUCAGUAGAUCCUGUUAUCCACAUAUUCGACAUCAGGUACAACGCGAACAAGCCUUCGCAGUCGAUAAGAGCGCAUCAGAAGCGCGUCUUCAAAGCAACAUGGCUUCAGUCAAUGCCUGUUCUCAUUUCCAUAUCUUCGGAUCUCAACAUUGGAUUGCACAAAAUUUCAUAGGUACAAAGAACAUCUCUAUAAGACUAUACAUACGCCCUGCCCCCAUGAAAGUAGCGUGUUUCUGUUGCCACUUUUUGUUGGUGAUGGAUGCUGAAUUCUCGUUUUACUUGUAAUUUCUGAGGGAAGAACAUUAACUUGUGCAACCUUGGGAAGUUUAAGGGUUGCAAAGAGUGAAAAGGGGUAGGCACUUGUUUUGGAACAUAGCCUUGACAAAUACUAGGAAAGUUUUGGUUGGAAAGGGAUGCUCGGAUGUUGGAUUUGACACCUGUUGGUUGGAUACACUGUCAAUUACUUAAUGGUUAGAAACCUCAAAAUCUUUUGAUAAAAAAAAUAG